Messenger RNA from Fukomys damarensis (Damara mole-rat), 4529 nucleotides. It is a transcript of the gene Abat, whose product is annotated as 4-aminobutyrate aminotransferase. Gene Ontology annotation, cellular component: mitochondrion. Gene Ontology annotation, molecular function: pyridoxal phosphate binding. The transcript is spliced from 16 exons. NCBI's taxonomy places the organism in Eukaryota, Metazoa, Chordata, Mammalia, Rodentia, Bathyergidae. The record is from RefSeq and is a predicted model, not a curated record. The coding region runs from base 301 to 1803 and encodes 500 amino acids. Gene Ontology annotation, biological process: GABA catabolic process.
GCUGGGCACCAGCUGAGCCGGCCUUUUCCCAAACCUGCUUUGCUUGUGCGGGGCCCUUUCCUUCCUCCUGCACCUGAGCCCUUGUUCUGGGGGCUGCCUGGGGGUCAGGACCACCCUCUGGAGGCGGGAGCUGGUGCCCUGCAGCACCUCUGAGAAUGAGCCCAGCUGGCCUCUGCCCUGGGGCUCUGUAGGAUGGCGUAGAGGACGCACGUUAAGCAGGAGAGUUGGGCCGGCCGCAGGACCCUGCCUACAGGCGCGGUGGCAGCAGGUGAAGGGGUCCCUGUUCCUGACGGAGGGGUCAUGGCUUUCAUGUUGCUCCCCCGGCGUCUGGCCUGCAGCUUCUGGCACAGCCACCUCCUGCUUGUGUCUGGAGCCAGACACAUCAGUCAAGCUGCAGCCAAAGUUGAUGUUGAGUUUGACUAUGAUGGGCCCCUGAUGAAGACAGAAGUCCCAGGUCCUAGGUCUCUGGAAUUAAUGAAACAGCUGAAUAUGAUUCAGAAUGCAGAGGCUGUACAUUUUUUCUGCAACUAUGAAGAGAGCCGAGGCAACUACCUGGUCGAUGCGGAUGGUAACCGCAUGCUGGAUCUUUACUCCCAGAUCGCCUCUAUCCCCAUUGGUUACAGCCAUCCUGCCCUGGCAAAACUGGUCCAGCAGCCUCAGAAUGUGAGCGCCUUCAUCAACAGACCUGCCCUGGGCAUCCUGCCUCCGGAGAACUUCGUGAACAAGCUCAGGGAGUCCUUGCUGUCGGUGGCUCCCAAGGGGAUGUCCCAGCUUGUCACCAUGGCAUGCGGCUCCUGCUCCAACGAAAACGCCUUCAAGACCAUCUUCAUGUGGUACCGGAGCAAGGAAAGAGGGCAAAGAGGGUUCUCAAAAGAGGAGCUGGAGUCCUGCAUGAUUAACCAGGCCCCCGGGUGCCCUGACUACAGCAUCCUCUCCUUUAUGGGCGCUUUCCACGGGAGGACCUUGGGUUGCCUAGCGACCACGCACUCCAAAGCAAUUCACAAGAUCGACAUCCCGUCCUUCGACUGGCCCAUUGCUCCGUUCCCGCAGCUGAAGUACCCUCUGGAGGAGUUUGAGAAGGACAACCAGCAGGAGGAGGCCCGCUGCCUAGAGGAGGUGGAGGAUCUGAUUGUCAAAUACCGGAAGAAGAAGAAGACUGUGGCCGGGAUCACCGUGGAGCCCAUCCAGUCCGAGGGUGGGGACAACCACGCAUCAGAUGACUUCUUCCGGAAGCUGAGAGACAUCGCCAGGAAGCAUGGCUGUGCCUUCCUGGUAGAUGAAGUCCAGACCGGAGGGGGCUGCACCGGCAAGUUCUGGGCCCACGAGCACUGGGGCUUGGACGACCCAGCAGACCUGAUGAGCUUCAGCAAGAAGAUGAUGGUUGGGGGCUUCUUCCACAAGGAGGAGUUCCGGCCCAAUGCUCCUUAUCGGAUCUUCAACACCUGGCUGGGGGACCCAUCCAAGAACUUACUGCUGGCUGAGGUCAUCAACAUUAUCAAACGUGAGGACCUGAUGAACAACGCAGCCCAUGCAGGGAAGGUCCUGCUCACAGGACUGCUGGACCUCCAGGCCCGGUACCCUCAGUUCAUGAGCAGGGUAAGAGGACGAGGUACCUUUUGCUCCUUUGAUGCUCCAGAUGAUUCCAUACGGAAUAAACUCAUUUUAAUCGCCAGAAACAAAGGUGUGGUAUUGGGAGGCUGUGGCGACAAGUCCAUCCGUUUCCGUCCCACACUGGUCUUCAGGGCACACCACGCUCAGCUGUUCCUCAAUAUCUUCAAUGACAUCUUAGCAGACUUCAAGUAGAGCAGCCAUUUCCACUGCACUCCGAGAAAGCCUCAAUCUCAGCAGUCGUCAGCGUGAUUAGUUUGCCUAAUUCAUGUUUCCACUUUAAAGUAUCAGAGGUGAAUGCAUAAGUAGAAAGGUUAUUUGUGGGGAAGGGAUGUUUUUGGUGGCUGUGGGGUGGGGGGAGGGCAAGGGAAGGAAGGGCUGGUUUGGGGUUUCCUGCCUGGAGAGCCGAUGGGACACACCGGUUGAAGCCCAGAAAUUCUGCUUGACCCCUGGACAGUCUUGGGAAGGGCCACGGGGGUCCUGGACAUAUUUCUCCCCACCCGUGACCAACCCCAACCGUCUCUUUGGAAGCCAGUCAAGGUAAUCAUACCUUCUCCUGGACUGGUGGCCAGGACUCUUGGGUUCUGGUUCAUCUCAGGUGCCCUGUUUGGUGAUCAGAGAUGCUGGCUUCCCCUCAUCCUCCAGGAGCGAUUUGCGCUCACCUUCUCACCCAGCCCCCAAGCUUGGGGUGCCCCAUCUAGGGUUCAGUGGGACUGAAUGGCUCAUAGGAAGGCUGUGAUGUGGGGACAUGAGGACCGAGCUUGGGGCCGGGGAGGGGGCAUCUGGUCUCCUGAUGAGGCGGGCCACCCCUCAGUCCAACUGGAGGUUUCUCUAAACUGGAUUCUGUCCUUGAGGGCCUCUGCCCUUGGAGGAGCUCUGGGUGGCAUCAUCUAUGGUUUUUAUUCAAUAUCCUCCACUCCCCCAACACAUGUCAGCCUACAGCAGUGUGGGAGGGACCUGCAGCCUGAGUGCCCAGGGGACAUACUUGAGCCAAAGGGUCAGAAGCACAAGCCUGUCACCCCAGAAGCGUAGGCCAGAUCCUCUUGGGGUCUGACUUUGGUCCCCCAUCCUGGGGGGGCUCUCUCCAGCUUUCACUCGUCAUCUUGAGGGGCCAUUGCUGGACUCAAUUUCCUCUUGAGAGAAGUGCCAUGAAUUAAAGGCACCGGAGCAACACACAUGCAAAGGCAGCCUUUUCGUUUGACGUGGCUUCCUUGUCCUUGCCUCUAAUCUGAGCUUUUCUUAAGAUGCCUGAGCCUGGAGAUUAGCAGGCACACAAUGAAAUGCCUUUGAAGAGUCUGCAGGAGGUGAGACAUUCUGGGAACUGAUUCGACCUCACAUGCUCCUCACAGAGCACUUGAUAGUCCCGCCGCUAUGAGACAUUACUUAGUGGGCAGACUGCGGGAGUCUGGCUUGGUUCUCUGUCCAGAAGGAAGCCACUUGGUCUCCCGGUGCCUCGGCUGUUUUGGAAAAUGAGGAUGUCAAGAUUCCUGAUGCAGCACUUGGCUCUUUUAAUAACUAAUCAUCCAAAGAGUCAGCUUUCUCUCUUCCUCAGUCCCAGUCAUCAACCUCUUUUUCGUGAGAAAUGAAACGCACUGACAUUUAACAGACGUGGACAGAUCCAGUUCGCUCUGCAUUCCUGCGGUCGGCAGCCCAUCAGCCACUUUUCGUACGGAGUUCUGCCAGUCCAAGGCCAUCUGCACCGCCCACUAAGUGAGGAUCUAUGCCUCCCCCUUGCUGCAAGGUUUCAUUCAUCUGUAUGUUUAUUUAUAUUCCGUCUUCCCUCACUCAUCAAACUUCCAUGAAAUACCUGCCCCAUCCCAGGCCCUGUGCUGAGCACCAGGAAUACAAACUUGAAAUAAAAGGGACUCACAUCCUAGUGGGAACAGUAGACUCUCAAACCAAUAAUUAAACCAGCCUGACAAGUACAGUAACAGCAGAAGACUAGAUAAGUCAGAGAGAGAACUCCAAUCCUCCUACAGGUCAGAGCAGCUUUCAAGGAGAAGGGGACAUUUGAGCAUGGUUCUGCAGAAUGAACACAAGUUCUCCAAGCAGACAAGGCGAGGAGGAACACAGGUGCAAAGGCACCAAGUUCACAGUCUCAUACCUUUCAAUAGGAAGCCAGACUCCACAGGCAAAUAUCCCAAGGUUCAAGGCCUUAUUUAACAAACAGGAAAAAAUGCAAACCACCAUUCGUUUAUUGGCUUAGGUACAUUCCUUCUGGGGACUUCAGCAUUGGGCACCAAUGUUCAGUGAGGUUCUUGGAGUCCAAAGGGUUUCAAGCCAGAGCACAGCUGGAAACAGUGAAGGGAGUGGCUCCACUAUUUUGUUCUUUCCUCCUGGGGCACUGACAGAGGAAUGGAAUCAGUUCGUCUGGAAAAAUCAUUUCCAGAUUUAUUAUUCACUCCUUAAGAAGGGAAGAUACUUCCCAUUAAAAAAAAAAAUUUUUUUUUUAAGCCAUUGACAACAAGUUCUUGUGUAUUCAGGGCAUGCUGAGUUCCUGAGACAUCUUCUUUAGGGGACUAGAGGUUUAGCUAGAAGAAUUUCAAGGUAAGGAUUUUGGCAGAGCUCAAGAUGGUAGCAACUCGGAAGACACUGGAGGAAACACAGGAAGCCCCGUGGACAGGCUCCUGUCUACGGCAGGGCUGAUGAGGAAGAGCUCCUGACCCAACAGCUUCUGUGGGACAUCAGCCAUCAUGCAUUAGUACCGUAGAGUUUAGUAAAUGUCUCUAGCAAGUAUUGUCACUUUUACAGAAAACAAGGUCCAAUACUAGUGAGUCUUCGCACAUCCUCCCUUUUAUUAUAAAUUUGUUUUUUUUUAAUAAUUUUUACUGAUACUCAGUAACCAUGCAAAGCUGUGCACAUUAAUACGUCUCUAUCUGUACCUACCUAUACCUGCAUAUAUAUAAGCUCUUGGUAGAAAA